Ambispora leptoticha is the source of this 127-nucleotide messenger RNA. NCBI's taxonomy places the organism in Eukaryota, Fungi, Glomeromycota, Glomeromycetes, Archaeosporales, Ambisporaceae. The record is from the annotation of a GenBank genome assembly.
AUGGCAGACGCAGAUAUGAUUGACUUUACGCGACGAGAUGAGGGUGAUCCAGAGGAGUAUAUGGAAUUAACUAGACGAGAAAAAUUGAUAUGUAUGGAGAUUAAGCUUCGGAUGUAUGAGGAUGAUG